This is a messenger RNA of Microthlaspi erraticum, 2256 nucleotides long. NCBI's taxonomy places the organism in Eukaryota, Viridiplantae, Streptophyta, Magnoliopsida, Brassicales, Brassicaceae. The record is from the annotation of a GenBank genome assembly.
AUGAACCAAAACGAUAUCGCUUGGGUCAUGGCUUUCCUCUGUGAAUCUUGUUUCUCUUUCAUGUGGCUGCUUGUUACCAACGUAACAUGGAGUCCUGCUGAACAUAAACCUUAUCCAGAUAGACUUGAUGAAAGGGUUCAUGACCUUCCUUCCUUAGAUAUGUUUGUAUCCACGGCGGAUCCGGUCAGGGAGCCACCGAUUAUUGUUGUGAACACCGUGCUUUCGCUGUUAGCUGUCAACUAUCCGCCGAAUAAACUAGCUUGCUAUGUGUCGGACGAUGGAUGCUCACCUCUCACUUACUUCUCUCUCAAGGAAGCUUUCAAGUUCGCCAAAAUUUGGGUUCCUUUCUGCAAGAAAUACAACGUUGGAGUUAGAGCUCCAUUUAAAUAUUUCUUGAGCCCUGUAGUCUCAUCAGAGGAUUCUGAAUUCAGUAACGAUUGGAACAUGAUGAAGAGGGAGUACGAGAAUUUAAGCCAGAAAGUGGAAGAUGCCACCGGAGAUUCCCAUUGGUUUGAUGCAGACGAUGAUUUUGAAGCUUUCUCAAACACAAAACCAACCGAUCAUUCAACUAUUGUUAAGGUGAUAUGGGAGAACAAGGGUGGUGUAGGAAACGAGCAAGAGGUCCCUCCUUUUGUAUACAUUUCAAGAGAGAAGCAACCAAGUUAUGUUCACCAUUAUAAAGCCGGCGCCAUGAACUUUCUGGUAAGAGUGUCGGGGUUGAUGACAAAUGCGCCGUACAUGCUGGAUGUCGACUGUGACAUGUAUGCAACUGAUGCAGAUGCGGUGCGAAAAGCAAUGUGCAUAUUUUUGGAGGAAUCAAUGAACCCAAAUCAUUGUGCUUUUGUUCAAUAUGUGUGUGACUCUAAGGCUGAAGGAUUUAACCUCUUGCAAUCGUUUUUGGAACGAGGAGUUGCGGGAAUCCAGGGAUCGGUUUAUACAGGGUCCGGAUGCUUCCACACCAGAAGAGUUAUGUACGGCUUAUAUCCGGACGAUGUAGAAGACAAUGGAAGUCUUUCUUCAGUUGCUACAAGGAAACUUUCCGCAGAGAAGACUUUAGCGGAAAUGUUUGGAAUUUCCAAAGAGUUAGUGAAAUCGGCGGCCAGAGCAUUGCAAAGAAAAGCAAAUCCUCAAAACAACUUUACAAACUCCAUAGAAGCGGCCACAGAAGUUGGAAAUAUUCAUUAUGAAUAUCAAACUAGUUGGGGCAAAACGAUCGGUUGGUUAUACGAUUCAAUUUUAGAGGAUGUGAACACGUGUAUCGCAAUACAUUCGAGAGGAUGGACUAGCUCACUCAUAUCUUCGGAUCCACCAUCGUUUAAAGGUUGUAUGCCGCCUAUAGGACCGGAGGCGAUGCUCCAGAAGCAGCGAUUUUCGACGGGCGCGCUCGAAAUCUUCUUCAACAAACAAAGUCCAUUGAUUGGAAUGUUUCAACAAAAAAUAAGAUUACGACAGUGGCUUGUUUAUCUCUCCAUUACCAUGUCGAGUUUAGGUUCACUACCUAUGCUCUUUUAUUGUCUCUUGCCCGCUUAUUGCUUACUCCACGACUCUACCUUAUUUCCCAAGGGACUUUGGUUAGGUAUAAAUCUCACAUUUGUGGGGAUGCAUUGUAUUUACACUCUAUGGAAAUUUAUGCGGCCUGGUUUGUCCGUGGAUUUUUGGUAUCCCAGCUUUUGUGGUUCGUUAUUUAGCAUCUUUGAUAUCACACUCAAGCUUCUUGGAAUCUCAAAAACCGUGUUUGUAGUCACCAAAAAGACCGUGCCUGCUACUAAGUUAGGAUCCAAAGACGGACCACCUCAACGGGGAGAUGAUAGUCAAGUCGAUGACACGCUUUAUUUACUGCCCGCCACAUUUAUUUUGUUGGUCAAUGUAGCCGCUCUAGCGGAUUAUUUGGUGGGCCAACAACUAUGGAGUCAUAGUGACCAAAGAGGUGGUUCGGGUUUGGCAGAAGCUUCUGGAUGUACUUUUGUGGCUAUGUUGUUCCUACCAGUUCUCAAGGGACGCGUGCUAGCCGCUCCUAAAGCACGUGACCGCCGCUUUAAGCCUCUCUCUCUCUCUCUCUCUCUCUCUCUCUCUCUGCUUCACUCGAUGGCUCCUUCUGCGCAGUCGCCUCUUCUUACAAGUGAAGGAGAUGAAAAAUACGCGAAUGUGAAAUGGGAAGAGCUUGGAUUCGCUCUGACUCCGACAGAUUAUAUGUAUGUGGCGAAAUGCAAACAAGGAGAGAGUUUUUCACAAGGGAAGGUUGUUCCUCUAUGGUGA